Pseudomyrmex gracilis is the source of this 2027-nucleotide messenger RNA. Its product is annotated as aquaporin AQPAn.G-like. Gene Ontology annotation, molecular function: water channel activity. The record is from RefSeq and is a predicted model, not a curated record. Gene Ontology annotation, cellular component: plasma membrane. The coding region runs from base 684 to 1478 and encodes 264 amino acids. Gene Ontology annotation, biological process: transmembrane transport. Lineage: Eukaryota; Metazoa; Arthropoda; Insecta; Hymenoptera; Formicidae. The transcript has 6 exons.
AAACAUGUCGCGCAUCUUGUCAGUUGCGCGGAGAUGUUACAAGACGAAUUGAAAUUGUACGUAAUUACAAAACAAAACAAAAAAAACAAAAAAAUAAAUAAAUAAACGCUCGGUGAGAGAAAACGGAAGCUUCGGUGAAGUUCGCGCGUUUUAUAUCCUGCGGUUUUUAAUCAGAAAAUCGUAUCGUCCUUCGUUUCCGCGCGUUCUUCGAAUCGUCACACACACACACACGCGCGCAACAAUAUCAGAAGCAAAAACAAGCUUCCGGCAGCGAUUUCUUGCAAUAGAGCAACAUUAUCCGACUUCAUACCAACCAGCCGGGGUAGUGUACUAGAACGGAUACCUAUCUACGUAAGACCAGACCGGCCCGAGAGCCCCACAGCUUGCGACAGUUGUUGUUUGGUGGUUCUGAAGGAGUCAUCUCGGCCUUGUGCACGACGACGUCUCUCUCUCUCUCUCUCUCCCCGCGCCGAAGAAGAAGGAAACUUUUCUGAACUUCCUGAAGAAGUUUCGAAAAAUCGUAUCUCGUCGAGUUGGAUCGGUUCGAGGGAACCCGAGUUUUUGAGGAAGAUUCUGAGGACAGCAACCGUCAAUAGCGUCGUCGAGGAAAUUGUCGAGAGAAGAACGAAAAAAAAAAAGCUAGAAAAAGAAACGAUCGUGACGUUAGUUGUGACAUUUUCACGAUGGUGGACCUGAAGAGCGCUCUGGGCGCUAACGAACUCACCGACACGAAGGCCGGCCUUCCCCGCGCCUUUCUGGCAGAGUUUCUCGGCACUAUGCUGCUCAACUUCUUUGGCUGCGGUUCCGUGGUGACCGGAAGCGUGGUCGCCAUCAGCUUAGCGUUCGGUCUGACGGUUGCGACCGUAAUUCAAGGAAUAGGUCACGUUUCCGGCGGUCACGUCAAUCCGGCAGUCACAUUCGGUCUUAUUGUCGUCGGCAAGGUGCCGAUUAUCAGAGGCAUCCUGUACGUCGUGGCGCAGUGCGUGGGCGCCAUCGCGGGCUCGGCUAUACUGAGAGCACUCUCGCCGGAAACGAUGGAAACUGUGCUGGGCGUAGUGAAGCUCUCCGAAGGCAUCACCCCCGUCCAAGGAUUCGGAGUGGAGUUCUUGCUCGCGUUUAUCCUCGUGCUGGUGGUUUGCGGCGCGUGCGACGCCGCUAAACCGGACAGCAAGGGCGUCGCGCCCCUCAUAAUCGGCCUGGCCGUCACCGUCGGCCACAUCGUUGGCGUACAGCGUACGGGCGCCGGAAUGAAUCCAGCGCGUUCCCUGGGCAGUGCGGUGGUGAUGAACAGCUUCCACGAUCACUGGCUUUACUGGGUGGGUCCGAUUCUCGGCGGAAUCGCAGGCGCGCUCGUCUACGUGCACGCGGUCGGUCCCGCGAAAGAACCAGAAAUGCCCGCCAAGACUUACGCCUCCGUUGCUACCGAGGAAAAGGAGCUGCAGACUCUUUCCGGCAAGAGAAACAUCAGUCACGCUUGACGCUAAAUCGUAACCGAAUUUUUGCACGUCUUUUGCGGCAAAACACUUUGCAAAAAAAAAAAUUUUUUUCUGUUUUCAAUGAUAUCUUCCAUCGCAAAAUGUUUCGCUGACACGUCGACAUCACGUGCGUUGUUCGACGCAAAUGCGUAGAUCGCGAUGCAUUUUAAUAACAUUUUAACGAUCGAUCGAAAAAAUACCAAGCUGAAUUCCCACCGCGCUUUUAAUUCAUUAAAAAACGCACACGCGCUUUCAAUUUAAUUAAAACACUACGCAAUUUGCAUACAUAUCGCGCGCGUACAUUAUUUUCUGAUGGUUACUUAAUUAGUGAGACUGUGAACGUGCGAGCAAGUUUUUUUUUCUUUUUUCAAGAUUAUUAAUAUAAUUUACUUUAAUAAUCUAUUCGUGUAUUCGCGCGACUUUUUUCGAUUAGUUUUUUUGCGAUCGGAUCGCUGGAAACGCGUCGUCGCAAGAAAUCAUCCGAGAUAUUUUUUUACAUUUUAUGUGUUUAGUAUCGCGAGAAACUCUCUCUAAAAAAAAAAAAAAAUCCUA